AAGAACUGUCAGCGACCUGAAAACGGAUGCGGAACUAAGAGCGGGUUCCGGAGCUGGGACAUGGAGUCCGGGCAGCAGCCGGUGUGGCGCAGCCUGGGGCUGCUUGGGCGAAGCGCGGAGGGUCCUGGGCUCGGUCCGGGCAACUGUGAGAAGAGGCUGCUGUGGGCCGCUUCGUUGCUGUGCGUCUUGUUGGAUCUACAGUUGCCAGGUUUGUUGGCUGCUGGACAAGCUGAGAUUGACAAUCAUCUAGAAAUGGGUCGGAAGCUACUGGCUGCUGGGCAGCUGGCUGAAGCCCUCUCACACUAUCAUUCAGCAGUGGAAAUUGACCCGAAAAAUUACCUUACCUAUUACAAACGAGCCACCAUUUACCUGGCUAUGGGCAAGUUUAAAUCAGCGUUGCCAGACCUCUCGAAAGCAAUUGAACUCAAGCCAGACUUCCUGGCGGCCCGGCUUCAGCGAGGCAACAUCCUUCUCAAACAAGGGCACACCCAGGAAGCAAAACAAGAUUUUGAAGCCGUGCUCAAGAGCAAUCCGGAGGAUGCAGAAGCCCAGAGCCAGUUGUCCAGGGUCGUGGAGCAAGAAUUUUCCAUGCAAGAAGCUCAGACUGCUUUUCAGAAAAAAAACUAUCUGGGAGCAGUCAGUUUUCUGGAUCGAGUCAUUGAGAUCUCCCCUUGGGAUCCAGAGCCCAAAGAGCUACGCUCCGAGUGCUACCUCCAUCUUGGGGAUUACAACAAGGCCAUCAUGGACCUGAAGCCCACCACUAAGCUGCGGAAUGACAACAGGGCCGCCUUCCUUAAGCUCAGCAAGCUGUAUUACAACUUGGGAGAACACGAAGAGUCCUUAACCCAAGUGCGUGAGUGCUUGAAGCUGGACCAAGACGACAAGGAUUGUUUUUCCCACUACAAGCAAGUGAAAAAGCUCACCAAGCAGCUGGAAUCUGCUGAGGAGCACAUCAAAGCUCAGAGAUAUGCAGAUGCCAUUGAGAAGUACAAAGCAACCAUGAAAACAGAACCCAAUGUAGAGAUCUACACCAUAAAAGCGAAAGGACGGAUCUGCCACUGUUUAUCCAAGAGCAAACGGGUUGCAGAAGCAAUAGAUCUCUGCAGUGAAGCCCACCAGCUUGAUCCCAGAAAUACCUUCGUCCUGCGCGACAGAGCAGAGGCCUUCAUCCUGAACGAAGAAUUUGAGAAAGCCAUUGAAGAUUAUCAAGAAGCGAAAGAAUUUGAUGCUGAAAAUGAGGAAUUAAAAGAGGGGCUAGAGCGGGCACAAAAACUGCUGAAACAGUCCAAGAAGAGGAACUAUUACAAAAUCCUUGGAAUUCAGAGGAAUGCAAACAAGCAGGAGAUCAUCAAAGCAUACCGAAAGCUGGCUCAGCAGUGGCACCCCGACAAUUUCCAGUCGGAAGAUGAGAAGAAGGAAGCUGAGAAAAGAUUCAUCGACAUCGCAGCUGCUAAAGAGGUCCUGACAGAUCCAGAAAUGCGACAGAAAUUUGACUCUGGUGAGGAUCCUUUAGACCCAGAGAAUCAACAAGGAGGAUCAGGACAUCAGCACCAGUGGGCGUCCGAAUUUAACCCCUUUGGCUCCGGGACCUUUCAUUUUAAGUUUCAUUUUAAUUAAUCCGCCUGAGCCCCGAAGACAAAUGCAACACCUUGGCCAGUGAGUUGACGCACAAAGAGGACAAUAACAACUCCUACGCAGUGGAGGCGGGGAGGGAGGUUAGUUUCCUUAUUUAUAUAUUCAAGCAUCCCUUUCCAGAUGACCAGAAGUUUGUUCCUCGAGAUAAUAACCAGGACCCCAAGGAAGAUGGUGACCUCUUGCUUCUGACUGUGACUCCCACAAAGUGACUGUCCAAGGGGUUUUACGAUGCAUGCAGAGCCUGAAACCCCGUCUGCGAAUCCUGCCUUUCUUAGGGACAUUUUCAAAGUUAGGUUGAGCGUCAUCGUUCCAGUCCAUCUAAACAUUUCUCAAGUUCUUCUUUGUACUUGCAAGACUGGAAGAAGUUCUUGCCAACCUGACAAUUCGCAACCCUUUGCCACGGAAACCGUUCAUUUUUUAAAUCCGAGCAAGGUGAAGGUGUGCCCCCCCUUUUUUUUUUUUUUCCUUUUUCUCUCUCUCUUUUUUAAAGGAAAGCUUGCCGUUUAAGUUCACCUUCCCAAGGGAAGCUUGGCCGGACAUGUUGCCGUUUGAGUUGCGCCAUUGCGUGGGAUGGUUUCCAUAACCGAUGUCGAUGGGGGGAAAAGACCAGCUGGCUCCUGCAAAGAAUUGUGUUGUUUGUGCCAUCUCUUGGUAGGGAAGGAGUUGGGGAAAUAAACUUUGGGGCAAGGUCUGCUCGAAAAGGCAGCGAAGAGAGCCUCUGCGUCAGACUGGAAAAAAAGAGGGGGGAGGAAAUAAGGUUGCUGUAAGCCUUUCUGGAUUGUAUUCUUUAUUGUUGGAUGUUGGUUUUGCACAUUGACUGCUCCUCCUCUUAAAUACUGGAGGAGAACAUGAACAGUAUGGAUUCGGAGACAAAAGUUGAUACCUUUCACCUCUCCGUGAAAUUCCCCUGUCCCAGAAUUUAAUAUUUUUCAAGCAUAAUCAAUUAGGCCGACAGCUCUACCACUGACUGUGAACAGCCCUCAUUUUCUAUAGUUGGUUAAAAUUAUUUUUUUUUCCUCCUCCUCCUCCUCCUCCAUCAUUUCUAUCUAGUACAGUCAUUACAUAAAGCCCAGUCUGUUUCGGUUGUUAUCAAAAAAAAAAACAAAAAAAGAUUAAGGAGAGGUAUUAAUUUCCUGUCUUUACCAAGAAAGUGUCAAGAUUAAAAGUUUCGUAUUGCAGAAACAAUUGAUUUUUUUUUUUUUUUUGAACCUUUGGCAUUUUGCUGGAGCAAAGGUUGAGGAAGCGACAAAAAAUGCUGAGUUGAGAAGGCUGAAGGUUCAGGAUAAUUUGCCUCUGAGUUCUGAGCCAGAAAGGGGGGGGGGGGGGAAAAACACGUUUUAACUCAGGUUGAAAGCGAGUGUUUUAAAAUGGGUGCAGUUGGGUAAGCCUGGAGUACGGAGGGGUAGGGCUGUGAAUAAAACAGAAAUGUUUUUGUUUCCA
This is a messenger RNA of Crotalus tigris (Tiger rattlesnake), 3075 nucleotides long. RefSeq names its product dnaJ homolog subfamily C member 3-like. The transcript is spliced from 12 exons. Gene Ontology annotation, molecular function: misfolded protein binding; protein-folding chaperone binding. NCBI's taxonomy places the organism in Eukaryota, Metazoa, Chordata, Lepidosauria, Squamata, Viperidae. Gene Ontology annotation, biological process: protein folding in endoplasmic reticulum. Gene Ontology annotation, cellular component: endoplasmic reticulum. Bases 61 to 1617 code for a protein of 518 amino acids. The record is from RefSeq and is a predicted model, not a curated record.